This is a messenger RNA of Ciona intestinalis (vase tunicate), 2037 nucleotides long. RefSeq names its product cyclic nucleotide-binding domain-containing protein 1-like. The record is from RefSeq and is a predicted model, not a curated record. NCBI's taxonomy places the organism in Eukaryota, Metazoa, Chordata, Ascidiacea, Phlebobranchia, Cionidae.
AUGUCGAUUUAAAUUAUUUGUUUAUUAGGUAAUUUUCUAAUCGUACAACCGUAAACUAAACACCGGUUACAGAAAACAGGUUUCGUAUAUAUGUGAUUAACAAAGUUUAUAAAAUUAAUACGUUGACCAAAAUCAAAACGAUUGUGGCACUGAACAGCAAAAACUGGAGCGUGGCAUAACAGAAUUAAAAUUCGGUGUCGCGUGAAAUAAGGUCACCUGAAACGAACAAGGCACACGUAGAUCAGAGUUUCAAUAACAAAUCCGCCCCUUGAAGGAUAAUGGAAACAAAUGGAAAGUUUUCGCAACAAAAGGCGGGAGCUCUUUAUUCGCGCUUAUGUGAAUGUUGAAGUGUUUGUUUCGAGUCAUGAUUUCAGUGUUGCCAAAAUAAAAAUGUUGUAAUCGUUUUUGGAAAAAUAGUUGUAUUUACCUAAAUUUGGAAAACAUACCUUGUUUCUUUUGAUUAAGAUGACUUUUUGCUUUUCGUCUGGAAACACUGGCAUGGUGUGUCCAAAAGAAUUCGUUUCGAUGGUUGUGUUCGUAGUUUUUGAGUGUAAGCGAAAGUACGUGGUAAGGUUAACGAUGCAGUCAACUAUAAACUACGAUCAACUUAAAGUUGUUAAUAGUACAGCGGAAGACAGGAUCGAAUCACGACAUGAAAAUUUCAUGAAAACUUUCACCAGCGUUUUUGUGAAGCCCGAGCCUGUGAAGCCGGGAAUGCCAACCAAACCAACGAUAGCGUUUGAACUGGGCCAUGCUGGUUUGAAUCGACCCAAAUCCAGAUAUGCGGCGGUAAGAGGCAAAAUCACACGAAAAACGGAGGACCCACCUACUGUGUACGAUGAUCCAAGAGUACAUGAUGUUAGACUUCAUAUAUCAAAGCAUAAAAAAGGUUUGCAAACUGAAACAGCUCCGGACGAUCUGGUAUUGGCAAAAGAUCGGAAUAUUGGGUGUCUGAGAAUGCUGAUGAAGAAGUUGCCUUUUGAGAGAACACGCAAGGAACACAAAAGGGUGUAUCGUCUACUACGCGAGCUGUGGCCUUCUGAACUUGCUUGCUUGCUCGAAGAUAGUGGUGACAGUCACCCAGUGCUCCGCGAACUCGCAACAGUGGCAGCUUUGGAUAGUUACGGAGAAGCGGGACUGACAGUGUUCGGAAACACUGGCCUACAUAUGAUUCUUCGUGGAUCUGUAAGACCGCAAACUCUUCCAUAUAUUCGUGCAGGGUUGUCUACUGAAGAUGACGCUGAAGUAUUUCCUUCCCCCACCCCUUUGCUUCGGAGAAAAAUGGGGAAACUGCAACAUGGCGAUUGGUUCGGGACCCUUGAAAAGGUCGAAGGUCGAGAGGUCAACACAAAGGUCAUGACCUCCGUCACCUUAGAACCGUGCCAAUUUUUAAAGAUCGCAAUAGCGGAUUACAAGCGCAUUUUGGAACGAAUAAAGGAGCGAAUUCAAGCCGAAAAGACAACCGUUGUUCAAGCGAGCGACUUAUAUAGAAAUUGGCCCGGAUUAUCACUUCGAAAACUGGCCGCACUGGUUGAAUGGCAAACCAUACCUGGAAACACUGUUGUUAUACCAGAAGGAGAAAUCGCUCCCUUCAUAUUUUUCCUCAAAAAGGGUAAAUGCGACGUCUUCAAGCAAGUGGAGGCAAUCAAGACUCUUCCGAACGGUAGAAGAAAAAAGCUCUUCCGGAGCGUGAGGAUGGGAUCGUUAAGGGAGGGAGACUCGAUCGGAGAGGACAGUUUGUUGGAAAAGAAACCUUUGUCUUGUUCCAUCGUGUCUUGCGAAGAUUUGGAAGUUGGUGUUAUUACAUUGGAAAGACUUGAGUUGUUGGACCCCACCACACGUUCCUUGCUUUCUCAAAGCUCUCGGCCAAAGUUUGAUGACGUCACUGAUGACAUCAUUCAAGAGAACUUCGUUCAGCAGGAAAUGAAAGACGAUUGGGCAGAGUUGAAACGUAACGUGUUACUUCGAACUAUUAACUACUGUGGUAUUCGACCCGGUUACGGAAAAUGGGCGAAAUAAAAAUAUAAAUUCUUGGUU